AGAAGAGUGGUUAUUUUCUACCUCUACUGCACUAGAUGCUCUACUGGGAAAUGUGUUUCAGAGUGCAGCUUGAGUCUUCAGCCUGAUGACAUGUCAAAGCUUGUUGUAGAUGAAAGAAAGACAGAAGUUAUGGGCGUACAGCAAGUGAACAUACCCCAAAGAGAGCAAGAAAGUCCACAGCCAGCUGAAACUGGACAGAAGAGGAAACAAGAGGGUGAAAAGUCUGAGAAGAGGAUGGAAAAAAAGAAGAAAGAAAUGUCCAGUAGAAGUUUAGAGAUUUGUGAGUCAGCAGUGGUUCCGGAUGGUGGAUGGGGUUGGAUAAUUGUGGCUGCCUGUUUCCUCACCACUAUUUGCACACGUGCAGUCUCUAGGUGUGUGUCCAUCUUCUUUGUGGAGUUCCAGACAUAUUUUUUCAAAGACUAUUCUGCAACUGCGUGGAUCCACUCUCUGCUGGACUGCACCACAAUGUUGUGCGCCCCAUUGGGUAGUUAUAUUGGUAACCGACUCUCCUCUCGUAUAGCUAUCAUGAUUGGUGGGCUGCUUUCCUCUAUUGGCCUGCUGCUCAGUUCAUUGGCAACCAGCCUGGAGUUUCUAUACCUUACACUGGGUAUUCUUACAGGUGUUGGAUUUGCUCUCAGCUACACCCCUGCUAUCGCCAUGGUGGGUUCCUACUUCAAUGAGAGAAAAGCGCUGGCUUAUGGGAUCGCCAUGUCAGGAAGUGGCAUCGGAACCUUCAUCCUAGCACCUGCUGUGCAACUCCUCAUAGAGUACUUCUCCUGGAGAGGGGCGCUGCUCAUUCUGGGGGGGCUGGUGUCCCACCUGUGUGUCUGUGGUGCCCUUAUGAGACCAUUGGGGAGCCAAAAAGGGAGGCAGAAGGAGAUGGAAAUGGAGGGUGGCAAAACUGUUGACUUGCUAAAUGUAAAACUAGCUGAUACAAAAUUCCAAAUGGAAUUGAGUACACUGGAUAUUAAGGGAUCAGAGGAGGUUAAACAAAUGGAUGCAGACAAAAUGAAGAAAGAGAGAGUGAAGAAAAAACAGAAAGAGGCAGAUGAGUCCAGGCCCUCUGAUACAGAACAAACACACUCCAGUGAAGAGUUGAAACAUGGACAGGAGCUGUCAGAAGAAUUGUACAAAGACUCAAGCCCAAGGUUCUCAAUUACAGAGAUCACAGUUCCAGCCUUAGUACAAUCAGUUGACUCGUGUUUGGGUUGUUUGCCUACAAAUCAGGAGAAUGCACCUAAACCGGAAUCAAAAUCUCACUCAGUAGCGAACACUGUGGCACAAUCAAAAAUGGUUAACACAAAGCUACUGGAGGAAUCCAGGGCAACUUUUUGGACAAACAUAAAGAAAACAGUAUUAAGAGAAUAUUCAUUCAUGUUGAUACCAGACUUCCUGCUUUUGUUGGUGUCUUUCCUGUUCCUUGCCUAUGGUUGCAGUGUGCCAUUUGUGUAUCUUGUGCCAUAUUCCCUGAGUGAAGGUGUCAGACCUCAACAGGCAGCAUUACUCAUGUCCAUACUUGGAGUGUCUGGGAUUGUGGGUACUAUCACUUUCGGCUGGAUCGCAGACAGAAAGUGUUUGAGGCCAUAUAGAGUAGUAAGUUACAUGCUGGCUGUGGGGUCAGAAGGACUGAGUUGUCUCUUUCUACCUCUGCUGAGGGGGUUUUCUCUGCUGGUGCCAUUUUCUCUCUUCUAUGGCUACUUUGAUGGAGCCUACGUGGCACUUAUCCCUGUGGUAACCUCUGAUACUGUCAGCUCCACCCACCUGACCUCAGCUCUGGGAGUUGUUUACUUCCUCCAUGCCAUCCCCUACCUCAUCAGCCCACCUAUUGGAGGUUGGCUAGUGGACCAGACAGCAUCCUACACAGCUACAUUCUUUUUAAGUGGAAUAUCUCUGAUCUGCAGUUCUGUGAUUCUGGCUGCUGUCCGAGUGUUCCUCCGCUGCAAUAGAGGGCGCUCUUUCUUAAACUGACCCACAACAAGCUUGACUUUGAAGAUUAUCAAAGCAAUAAUAAAGCUGUUCAGGUCAUAGUCCUAAAACUAGACAACUAGCAUUUUCCAGCCAUUGGUUCCAUUGGGAUGCACAGCUGCGAUAAGUUUUCAAAUACAGCUGCUGAGGAAGUGACAGUACAUUUGGCAUCUUUCUCUCUUCUGAAUGUUGUCAACUCAUUAUUUUAUUUUUUUUCUCUCUUUGGGGAGUCAUGGAAAUUUAAUAGUGGAUAUUUUCUCUUGCUGUUGUUGGAGUAGAUAGGAAAAAAUUAUAUUUGUUAUGGUCUCCCAUGUACCUCUAUAUAAGUUUACCCUGGUACACUGUUGUUUAUGUACACAUUGCAAACCCGGAAAUGUGAAAAGGGUUCCAAGCUACAUUCUUAUAGUGUUCACUCACAAAAUGCACCAUUGUUUACAUACAAAGUUAUGCUCGCUGUACUUAAAACAGUGGGACACUUAAUUCAAAUGUUAUACAGAAGUAUUUCUGUACACAAAAUUUGUGUUAUCUGGGAUUUCUGCUUUCAUCUUAAAGAGGAUUGAGUCAUCCUCUUUGGACUGUCUAGAAUGAUAUCAUAGCAGGCAUAACUGUAGAGAUGCUGUCAUCUAGAAGGAAUGAGAUAAUCUUCCUCUGAUAGGAGCACCUUGUAUAUCUCAUUUUCUCUCUUAAAGUUUUUUGAAUGAUGGUACAUUGAUGCAAUGGCUAUCUUUCCUUUGAUAUGACGAGGAAAAUGUCUGACGACCUCCUCAAAGAUCUCAAUGGUUUCUUAGCCAAAGCCUGCUUUUUAAUGCUGUCUUCAUUCAUUUGGUAAACCUUCCAUUUGAUAUGUUCAACAGAUUUCUCAAAACUUUAGUGGAGUUGGGGAACUUUUCUAGAACUUUCUCUCCAUCUUGAACAGCUUUAUGUGAAAAUGUUUUUGAAGCACUGGAGUAUAACACCCAAGCCCUCCAUGAUUUCUGUAUCAAGGAUACAAGUAAACUUUGUGCUUCACUAUCAUUGUUUUCUCACUGCCCCUCAGAAAGAUUUAGUAAAUAAAGUGCAUGUAGGACCAAACUGUCUGGAUUUGAACCAUAAAGGGAAAUUUGGCCAAAUCAGCAUCAAGAGAACAAGAAUCACUACUGCAAGCAGCAUUAAAUAAUACAGUAUGUCAUUCAUAAUAGGCCUACAGACAAAGAGAUAUGGUAUUUAGGCAUGCCAAACUGUU
This is a messenger RNA of Xyrauchen texanus (razorback sucker), 3187 nucleotides long. It is a transcript of the gene slc16a12a, whose product is annotated as solute carrier family 16 member 12a. Gene Ontology annotation, molecular function: monocarboxylic acid transmembrane transporter activity. The coding region runs from base 91 to 1968 and encodes 625 amino acids. The record is from RefSeq and is a predicted model, not a curated record. Gene Ontology annotation, biological process: transmembrane transport; monocarboxylic acid transport. Lineage: Eukaryota; Metazoa; Chordata; Actinopteri; Cypriniformes; Catostomidae. The transcript is spliced from 7 exons.